AUGGAUGAUAACAAUAUUCUUUUCUCAUUAUCUCCGCAAUAUCGUUUUUCUUCACCAAAGUAUGAUAAUAAUGGUGAUUAUGAUUAUGAUGCAAUUGAAACUCAGACACCCAAAAAUAAAGAUUUGAAAAAGAAUAAAACGAAGAAGAGGAGCAAGAAUAAUGUAAGUGUUACUGGGUCACAAAGUGUAAAAAAAGUUUCUAAAAAAGAAAAUAAAAAAGAAAAUAAAAAAAAAUAUGAAGCUUUUUUGAAAGCUAUAGAAGAAAAUAAUCCAUUUAAAGAUUCUUUGGAGACAGAGGAAGAAAAGAAAAUAAGAGAAUCAAUUAUAAAUCUCCCUGAUGUUUCAGAUGUUGUAUUAAUUUAUGAACCAGAAUAUAAGCCUGUUCGAGAUGUAGGUUUAGAGGUAGCUAGUGAAGAGCAAUUAAAAGAAUCAUAUGAAAGAAUUCAAAACACAUCACUUACUAGCACAAAAAGUAGAGAUGAAACUGUUGUAGUAGAUAAAAAUAUUGCAACAAAUGUUAGCAAUACUGUAGAGAUAAAUGAUAUUUCUUCUUCAAAUAACUUUGUAAAUAAAUCAAAAACAUCUAUUGAUUUUCAAGAUAAACCGAUUGAAAUUGUAGAAGAAUCACAAGUAAAAGAGGAUUCAAAUGAAACAGAUGAAUCAUCCAUCUUUAUAGAUUAUACAAAUAUAUUAGAAAAAGACAAAAAUAAAGUUGUAGAUGUAUUAAAUAGUGGAAAUUCUACAUCUCAAAAAUCUAAUGAUUCUUUAGUGUUUUUACAUUUAGAAAACAAAAGUACUUUGGAUCAAAAGGAAAUUCAAAAUGAAAAAGAAAAUAAAUCUAAAAGAUUAUCAGAGAGACGAAGGCUAUCGUUUGUAUCACACAAAAAGCCUAGAAGAAAUGUUCCAAUUAGAUGCGUAGAAACAGUAGCUAAUAACUUCAAUGAAAGUAUUGACUUUUUCCAACGAACUUCUAUUUUGGAUAGUAGCAAAACUGUAAAUGAAACUGGUAAUAGUGAAGUUGUAGAAAUAAAUGAAACAUUACCAGUCAAACGUAAAUCUAUUGGUGACGAUUAUCCUGGAUCUCCAAAAAAAGUGUUACCAUUGAAUAGGCAGGAUGAUACUUUUGAAAUGAGUAGAUUCUUUUUAGAUACUACUCAAGAAGAUGUCUGUUUAUCUUUAAUGACUAUUGAUAAUAUGUUAGAAAUAGUUAAGCAGGAAAAAUUAUCAACAUUUCGUAAAUUGUUUCCUCCUAAAAUUGAAAAAAUUGGUGAAGGUUGUUUUGGAGAAGUUUAUUCUUCAAAACAAUCAGAUGGUAGAAAUAUUGUUUAUAAGGUUACACCAUUUGAACCAGAUGCCAGUAAAAAAACAAUUGUUAAUGGUGAUAUUUUAAAAGGAUGCCAUGAAUUAACAGUAGAAUAUAUAGUUACCAGUGAGUUAUCUAAAUUAAGUGAAAUGUCAACUUUUUCUUGUGACAAUUUUGUCAAACUAUAUAAAACUAUUAUUGUACGUGGUGUAUAUCCAAAAAUUUUAUUAGAUGCUUGGCAAAGAUAUAAAAAAAAUAAUGAAGUAUUUAAUGAUAAUCCAUCAAAAUAUGCAAAAACUACUAACCAUUAUAUGGUUUUUGAAUUAGAAGAUGGUGGAAUUGAAUUAGAAAAAUGUAAACAUCUAACAAAAGAACAAGGUUAUUCAAUCAUUUUUCAACUUAUUCAUUGUUUACGUAUUGCUGAAGAGAUGUUAAAAUUUGAGCAUCGUGAUCUUCAUGAGUCAAAUAUUUUGAUUCAAGAAAUUGAAAAAGAUAUCGAUAUAGAUUAUACAUACUGUAUGAGAAAAUAUAAAAUAAAAUCAUUUGGUGUAAAAAUUAAAAUUAUUGAUUAUUCACUUUCAAGGUUAACACUAAAUAAUGAAAAAUAUUAUUUAGAUCUUGAAAAAAUUGAAGGAAUUUUUAAUGACAAUGCUGAUUCAAAUAGUUUUCAAGCUAUUUAUUCUGAAAUGAGAAAAUUAAUAAAAAAAGAUUGGUCAAAAUUUUGUUCAAAGAACAAUUUAUUAUGGAUUAUUUAUCAUGUAAAAAGACUUUAUUCUUGCAAAAUAAUAAAAGACGAAAAUUUUCUUAAAUAUUUUGUGGAUGAUGUAUCUAAAAUGAAUUGCUUGGAAGAACUUUAUAAUGAUAUUCAGUUCAUUGAAUUUCAGAAAACGUUUAUUGUAUAG
Strongyloides ratti is the source of this 2205-nucleotide messenger RNA. RefSeq names its product Serine/threonine-protein kinase haspin. Gene Ontology annotation, molecular function: ATP binding; histone H3T3 kinase activity. Gene Ontology annotation, cellular component: cytoplasm; nucleus. The record is from RefSeq and is a predicted model, not a curated record. The coding region runs from base 1 to 2205 and encodes 734 amino acids. The transcript is spliced from 2 exons. Lineage: Eukaryota; Metazoa; Nematoda; Chromadorea; Rhabditida; Strongyloididae. Gene Ontology annotation, biological process: intracellular signal transduction; mitotic cell cycle; protein phosphorylation.